Galleria mellonella (greater wax moth) is the source of this 1500-nucleotide messenger RNA. RefSeq names its product pseudouridine-5'-phosphatase-like. The coding region runs from base 139 to 822 and encodes 227 amino acids. The record is from RefSeq and is a predicted model, not a curated record. NCBI's taxonomy places the organism in Eukaryota, Metazoa, Arthropoda, Insecta, Lepidoptera, Pyralidae. The transcript has 4 exons. Gene Ontology annotation, molecular function: phosphatase activity.
AGCAGUUUAUGACAGAUGAUAGAUUAGUAUUGUCACAAUAUUCUACUUAAAAUUUAACCUAUUUUUUCUAGCUAAAAUUUCAAAAAAUCAUUUUUCAGUAACUUUCUCAAGUUCAAAUAAAAUAAUAACCAAAGUGCAAUGCAAUACAAAAAAGUAUCUCAUGUAUUAUUUGAUUUAGAUGGCUUACUAUUAGAUUCAGAAACUUUAUAUACUGAAGCAUUCACGACUGUUUGUGCCAAAUAUAACAAAACAUUCACAUGGGAAUUAAAGGCCAGUUUGCUUGGUUUCCAAGGACACGAGUGCGCCGAAAAAAUCGUUAAAACUCUGGACCUGCCCAUUACUAAAGAGGAGUUUAUGAAGGAAUGUUUUAAGAUUUACGAGGUACUGUUCCCCAAAGUGCAACUUAUGCCAGGAGCAAGAAAGCUAGUGGAACAUUUACACAAAAAAGGAGUACCAAUAGCACUGGCCACUAGCUCUAGCAAAGAUAGUGUUGAUAUGAAAAUGCAAAAUCAUAAGUAUUUAUUGAACCUUUUCCACCAUCUCACUAUGGGCAGUUCUGAUCCAGAAGUUACAAAAGGAAAGCCUGAUCCAGCAAUAUUUUUAGUGUGUGCAUCCAGGUUUCCUGAUAAACCAAAACCAGAAAAUUGCCUUGUGUUUGAAGAUGCUGUAAAUGGUGUAAAAGCAGCAUGUGCAGCCAAUAUGCAGGUGGUAGUAGUUCCUGACCCUCGAAUAGACUCUACACUGCUGCAGGAUGCUACUGUGGUCCUUAAGUCAUUAGAAGAUUUUGAACCCCAACUUUUUGGCCUUCCUGCAUAUGAUUAAUGAGUAAGAAUAAUACAUGAAUUGUAGAUAGUGUAGAGAAUUUGUAUUGAUGUUAUUUAGAUAUUCUUUUACCAUAUAAUGGUACAAUAGUAUUGUAAUACACAUUUAUUUUUGCCUUAUAAAGGUAGUAGCGUAGUUGUAACAAUCAUUACAUAUUUUCAAAAAUAAUAAUCUUAUUAUAAUUUGUUGUGAUCUUUAUCAGUAGUAAAUAUUUAUUUUUGUAUUUUAUCUUAAUAACUUAAGGACAAUUGUUAAUAUUUUAGUAUUGUAUGUGUAGUUGUAUCCAUUGUUAGUGUAGUGUAAUAAAGGUUGUUCAAUAGUGUAAGUACAAAUUAAACAAAAGAAUAUCCUAAUUUCUAAAAAGUUCUAAUUAAAUUGAAUAUUUAAGUAAAAUCAAUUUAAUACCUAAUUGAAUAAAUUUUUAUUCUAUAAAAAAUCUAAUUUCCACAAUCUGUACCUAUAUAUGUUUAAUGUUAUUCAAUUCACAUCUAGUCAAUAAAAUUGUACUUACCUAUACACAUGCUAUAUAAUAAAUAGUAAUGUUGAUAAAAGUAUAAUAAAAGAUUUUUUUACAAACACAAUAUUUAAUUUUAAACUUUUUUACAAGAUCAAAACUUAAAUAUAUAGUAGAUAAAUAAUUUUAGAAAUAUUAUUAAAAUGUGAGAACCAUAUACUAAU